AGUUAUGUCUUUUCAAAUAAAUUUUCGUUGUAAAAUGACAGCACAUGAUCACUCACGUCAGUUCUGAAUUCAUCAGUUUUGUUCUUCAACCCAGAGCAAUUUCAUAUCUGCUCAUUGACAUUGAAAAUAUAUGGUCUCAUCAAUACUGCUAUCUAAAAGGUAUUAAGCAUUUAUUUUGAACCUGAAACACAGAUGAACUUAAACUAAUCCUGGUAAAAAUCUUUCGAAGAUAUCUGAACAAGGAUCUUUAAGGAUAUUCAUAAACUAAGAUAGAAGACCUUUAAAAAUUAUUGCCAACAGCCUGGAUCUUUAAAAAGGAUCUGUAAGGAUCUUCAAGGAUUAUCAACUUUCUUGCCAUUUUCGCCAAGGAUCUUCAAAGAUUUUGCUCAAAGAUCUUGCCAAGAUCUUUAGAGAUCUUAAAGGAUCUUUUCAAAAUUAAUAUAUUUUUCAAGAUCUUUCAUUUGAGGACCUUUGCAAGAUCUUUCAAAGAUCUUUUAAGAAUCUUUGAAAGAUCAUUAUCAAGAUGCACAAAGAUCCAGUAAGAUUUUUUACCAGGGAUGCCUACCUCUCUAAACAGCCACCUCUACAAUUUUUUUCAUUGUGUACUUUGUCCCAACCAUGAGCCAAUCCAUACAUGUUAUGACUUGUUGGCAUCACCCUGCAGUGGCAAGUUUAGCCUGCGUAGCAAGUAUUUCUGUAUGGGCCGAAUGACAUUGGGCUGCACGAAAGAGCUUUUUCUCAUUCAGGCUGCACAAAAAAUGGGGUGAGAGCAAAGAGGUUGAAGGAAGCCGAUCAGCUUCUUCUACCUUUUUGCUCUCGUUCCACUUUUUGCGCAGCCUGAAAUGCUCUUGCUCCAUUAUUCUUGCAGCCCAAAAUGUGAAAAAGCUCUUUCAUGUGACCCAAUUUCAUUCAACUCGUACAGGAACACUUGCUACACAGACUAUCAGGCCAGUUAAUUCUGCCCUAGGAUGGCCACGAGAGGUUCAACAUAUAUUUAUCAAUAACUGCCGUUAGGUUGAUAACAAUGUCACCAGACACAUUGACAAAGAGCUGAGUAGUGAUGACUGGGACGUGAUGAUACUUCACUACCUGGGCCUGGAUCAUAUAGGACAUAUUGCCGGACCAUCCAGUCCCUUUGUGGGGCCAAAACUUCUAGAAAUGGACCAUGUUGUUAAUGACAUUUACAAAGCAAUGCUUAAAUGGGAUCGAGGAGGAAAGGCUCCUUCCCUGCUGGUGCUGUGUGGUGAUCAUGGAAUGAGUGAUGCAGGGAGUCAUGGAGGUGCAUCUUCUGCCGAGACCAGCACACCCCUUGUGUUUAUGAGCCCUUUAUUUGAACACAGUGGAGGUGAAGAGUUUUCCAAGAAACAAGUUCAACAAAUAGAUCUUGUACCAACCUUGAGUCUUCUUUUGGGACUUCCUAUUCCUCAAAACAGCAUAGGAAUUGCCCUUCCUAACCUCUUCAACUUCCAUGAGCCAAGGGAGAUGCUUAGAGCCCUACAGCUGAACACUUACCAACUGUCUCAAGUACUUACUGCAAAUGGCCAUUCAGUUGAUGAUAUGUGGGAACCUCAACAUGCACAUAAGCUGCACUCUGAUUGGUUGAAAUCAGCAGCAGUCAGUCACAAUGCCAAGAACCUAGAGACUAUGGCAGGCAAGGUUGCUAAGCAGUACAUCCUGGCACUUCAGAAAAUGAGCAGUCAUGUGACUGCCUCGCUUUCAAGCUAUGACCUGCAUGCAAUGGUUUGUGGUAUAGCUGUUUUGGUUCAAACGCUGUACUGGGUCGUUUCUGGAUUACUUCGACUUUCUUUUCAGAGCAAAAGAGAAGAUCAGCUGAACAUUUCAGUAACGAACAUUUUUGUUGUGAGUGGCACUGUUUUGCUGGUUGCAGUUCUUCAUCUGUCUGCUUGUUCCAGUACAGUGAUUGGCGGAAGUGACAUCUUGUGCUCAACAAACACUGCUGAAUCCAUUCUUUACAGUUUGGUAUUUGCCUUGCAAUCAGGAGUCACUCUUGUAUCCAUCAUGUUUUGCCUUAAUCGCUACAUUCUUAGCCAACAGUCUCCUCGCGUAUCGCUAUUUUCGGCUUUUUCAUCCCUAUUCCAAAGCUCGUCAUGCAGUGUUCUUGCAAUAGGAGUUUUACUUCACGCUCUGAGUCUUCUAUCGAGUAGUUUUGUGGAAGAAGAGCAUCAAACAUGGUACUUUUUCACUUCAGCUUUGUUCGUGAUGAUAUUCCUUGAGAAAAGCACGUUGUUUCGUAGGGGAAAGAAUCACAAGGAUUCGGAGAAACCAGAAACGGUACCAAGGCAGGAAGAAAUCUCGAAAGACAAAAAUUCUCAAAAAUGUAGCAGUGAAAAAGUAUUUGAUCAUAGUAAUGAAGUUAGGAACGCGAACUUUCAUAAUGAUCACAGCUAUUCCAAAAGCAGUGGGAUAAAUGUGGAUGGUGUUUUGUCAGAGGGUGAAAAUGCCGUCGAAGAUCUCUCACGGCCAGUGUCAGCCAGGAAGAAGGUUGAAAUGACACAUCAAAAUGGCUUUUUGUCGUAUCUUUUGGCUGUUUUAGCACUGCUUGGUUUAGGAAGAUUAUCCAGAGGUUGGAACCAAACUGGAAUGAAAUGGGCUGAUAGGCCUGACAUCGGAGAUUGGCUCGUAAAGCCCGAAAACAGAACAGUCUUGUCUAUUUGCUACUUUAUAUCUCUAAUUGCCAUUGCCGGAUUUCGUUACAAUCGUCAAAAUGCUGUAACUUCAUUUGUCUUUAUCAUCGGCGCUGCGAAUGCUUAUGUUUACAGGACUGUCACGGGGAGUCUCCGGUUACCAUGGAUACCAAAUGAACCGGUCACAAAAGGAAUCCGUGCGGCACGCUUCACUUAUUGUUGCGUCGUAGCCAUGGUGAUGUGGAACUUGUUUCUUUUAUACAAAGCUAGCAGAAUCAGCGAAAGAAGAAGGAAUUUGCAGAAGUACAUUUGCGAGAUAUGCGGUUCGCUAGAGGGACUUUUAUCUGGCGUGUUGUUACUGGAAAUUCUUCUUCAGAGACCUCAUAAUGUUACAGUUCUAGCUGUAUUUGUUCUUCAAGAACAUGUCUUGAGCAAAAUAUUCUGGAAAAGUCAGGAGAAGACGUGGAUCAUUUUUCUCAGUUCCUUGUGGAUGGGUCAUGCCAUGUACUUUUCUCUGGGGAACUCCAACAGCCUGGCAUCGGUCGAUGUUUCAGCGGGCUAUGUGGGAUUAGAGGAUUAUGUGCCUUGCGUUGUGGGCCCCCUCAUGUAUGUAGCCACAUACUGUGGACCUAUUUUGUGGCUUAUUGCUGCCGUGUUGUCUAUCAUCCGAGACGCCCGAGAUAUUACAAGGUUGCAGAAUUCUCUCUACCAAGCUUGUUACGUCAUCACCCUUUGCCAGGCUUUGGUCUUGUGCGUUUACUGUACGUUGGUAUUUGGUCAGAGGUAUCACCUGUUCGUUUGGAGUGUUUUCUCACCCAAGUUGUUGUAUGAAGCAUGUAGAACAUUUCUGUUAUCUUUGUUUGUUUUUCUUGUUCUUUACUUGAUGAGUUUUGUAGUGAGAAUGAAAGGAACUGAAGCCGAGAAAUCCGAAUAAGGAAUUCGUCAUUAGGACCCGUUUGCUCGUACAUCAUUAAUUGUAAGUGAAGAAUGAUCAUCGCAGUAAAUUUUCCAAUUUAAGCAAUUGGA
Molecule: messenger RNA, 3671 nt
Organism: Orbicella faveolata
Lineage: Eukaryota; Metazoa; Cnidaria; Anthozoa; Scleractinia; Merulinidae
Product: GPI ethanolamine phosphate transferase 2, catalytic subunit-like
Biological process (GO): GPI anchor biosynthetic process
Cellular component (GO): endoplasmic reticulum membrane
Source: RefSeq, a predicted model, not a curated record